Molecule: messenger RNA, 2156 nt
Organism: Danaus plexippus (monarch butterfly)
Lineage: Eukaryota; Metazoa; Arthropoda; Insecta; Lepidoptera; Nymphalidae
Gene: Scamp
Product: secretory carrier-associated membrane protein 1
Exons: 8
Coding region: 159-1178 (339 amino acids)
Biological process (GO): protein transport
Cellular component (GO): trans-Golgi network membrane; recycling endosome membrane
Source: RefSeq, a predicted model, not a curated record
CCGAGAACUGAAACACGAACUGUCAUUUCGUCACCAUCGUCUAAGUGUCAAUUGUAUCUAUCGAUUGUAUUUAUUCUAAUAUAUGGUGAAAAUUUAGAAGAAACCUUUCUUUCCAAGUGUUAAAUCAGAAUAUAAACUGGCGUAAUUAAAUUUAAGUUAUGUCGCAAUUCGAAGAUAAUCCGUUUGGCGAUCCAGCCAUAGACAAUCCUUUUGCGGAUCCGUCAGUACAACAAGUUGCUAGAAGUACAAACAAUGCAACAAGAGGCCUCGACGAUUAUAAUCCCUUCGAUGGACAACAGAAUCCAAAUGCGUCUACGCCAGCUCAACAGCCGUCACAGCCAGCUAUCAUGCAGGCAGUGUCUCCGCCCAUCAGUGGGCAGUAUCAGCCGACCAAUCAACAGAGCACCCAACCACCAACUAACUUCACAACAGCAGAUUUUCAAAGACGGCAAGAGGAGUUAGAACGGAAAGCGGAAGAGCUCGCACGGCGCGAGGCCGAGCUCAGGGCUGGCUCUGCGGGCAGGAGGAACAACUGGCCGCCGCUCCCCGCUUUCUGUCCUGUCCAACCCUGCUUCUACCAGGACAUCAAUGUCGACAUACCGUUGGAAUUCCAACGCGUAGUUCGACAUCUCUAUCACCUGUGGAUGUUUCACUCCCUGGUGCUCGCCCUGAACAUAGUCGGGGGCAUGGCGUUGUUGUUUGCUGACGGGAACUUCACGGUGUUCAGUCUCUCCAUACUAUACUUCGUGAUCCUGACUCCGUUCAGCUUCAUCUGUUGGUACCGACCUAUAUACAAGGCCUUCAGGAGCGACUCCUCCUUCAACUUCAUGGUGUUCUUCUUCAUAUUCCUGUUCCAGACCUUCGUAACCCUGAUACAGUCCAUCGGUUUCACCAAUGGCGGUUCCUGUGGUCUCAUGACCAGUCUGAGCGCGUUCAAGACCAACGUGGGCGCCGGCAUCGUGACCCUCAUAGUGACCAUCGGCUUCAUCACCGCGGUCGUAGCUGACGUGAUGCUCAUCACCAAGGUGCACCGUAUCUACCGCUCCACGGGCGCGUCCCUGGCGAAGGCCCAGGCGGAGUUCACGUCCGAGAUCCUCCGCUCACCGCACGUCCAGGGAGCCGCCAGCGAGGUGGCCGCCGCCGCCGUCGCCUCCAGGCUCGGAGACAAUAGAUACUAGGUGAAACAGAAACUGUCGCAUUUACAGCGGAAGUGCAAAAUGAGUCAAAAAAAAAACUAACUUAAGGCGCUUUUCUUAUAUGUAAUUAAUAUACGGUAUCAUCGUUGUAUUGGACAUUGUAUUGAGUAGUCAGAGAUUUAAUUUGAAGUAUUGUAUAAAUAGAAAAUUUUAAUUAAAUCACAUUAUAUAUUGCUUGUUAUCGUUUCUCGUGUAUGAUAUUGAAAUCAUUUCAUGGCGACAUAUCUACAUCGUUGUUCAUAUUAAUAAAUUAUUAUAAAAUGUGUCUAGCGUUAUUAGAUUUGUUUGGAGCACGUUCUUUAUACAUGAUGACCGGGACAGCUGCGACAUUGGCUGUGACAAUUAUUUAAUUUAUUUUUUUAUCUGAAUCGAGCCUCCCCUGCUGUAUUAUGUAUAAAAUAUAUAAUAUUUUUUUAACCAACGACCACUCGCUAUUUAUAAACACUUGAGCUUAUAGACGCUUUAAAACAUAACCGCAUCGGCGACAUCGUAUUCAUGCAUAUUUGUACUAAUAUUUGCAAAAAAUUAAAGUUUUUUUUUAUUAUACGGCUUUAAGAAAGGCAGCCAGUUUAUUUAAAUAUUCGUAUUCCAAAAUAAAAAAAAAAUACAAAAACCAUUCCUUGCGGCGAAUGUAAAUAUUAGCGCCGUUCGAAGUUUAAAUGUGAAUUCAUUCUUCCAUUUUCAAAUGUAGUUUCGUGUUUACUUAACUCUUGCCUUCAUGCACAACUAUAAAGAGGUUUUAAUGAAAAGUAUUUAUAUGUCACGUUAGUAUCACAUGUGUCACUGUGUGUGUUGUGUUGAGUGUAUGUUGAUUGUAUCUGGGCCUAGUGUAAUGUAAAUUAUUGAGACCGUCCUUACCCAGAUAACUGGCGAAGGCGUUAUUAUAAAUAAAUCUUUAAUGUUUUGUAACGAUUAAGUCAUGUUAUAAACUUAUGAUUAAUAAUAAAUAUAGUUUCCAAA